UAGAUACCUGUCUUACCACUUUUGUUAAUUAAAUGUCAAAUUUCAUCAAUUUUCAUAUCAAACAUAAACACGAUUGAAAAUGAUAACAGAUGCAUUGACAUCAUGUGGUUUUUUAUUACUCGGUUCAGGAUCAUCAAUUUAUAAAUUAAUAAAACAUUCAAUAAAUAAUUCAUCUGUAAUAAGUCCAAAAAUAUUAAUAGCAUCAUUUGGAAUUGGUGUACUUGGUGCUCGAUCAGUCAUUAAAAUUGUUUAUAAUUUUUUUCUACGUGAAUAUCCAAUUGAUCCAUUGGAAAUUGAAGUUGAACUGAAAAAUGAUAAUAACAUAAAUAUUAUUGAUUGGAGCUUGUCAAAAAUUGGUAUUGGUUCAAUUAUUUAUUCACUUUAUCAACAUUAUAAUUGUCCAGUUGUUGGAUUAAUAUUACUCAGCACAUUGACAUCAAUUGAAGUGAUAAAUUUAGUAGAUGAAUUUAUUAAAAAUCCAGUUGAUGAUGAUGAUGAUGAUGAUGAUGAUGAUGAUGAUGAUGCACCAUUAACAAUUGUCAAAAAAUUUAAAAAUUCAAUUGGAGGACAAUUAGAUUAUUUGUGGAUAAUAUCAAAUGAUUUAUUCAGUCAAAGUGUUGGCAACACGUAUUUUCGUCUUGCUAAUUUUGCAUAUUUCAUAGCUACAAUUUAUCAACCAGACAAUCAAAGUUGGUCAAUGAAAAAUUCAAUAAAUGACUAUAUGAUGUUGCUGUUUGUUAUUUUAUCAACAGAAUCAAUUAUCCAAACAGAAUAAAAUCAUUGCGGUAAGAUUUAUUUUAAAAUGCAUAUUAAUUUAUUAAAAAUAUGAAUCAUAUAGUUAAAACAUUAUUUUUUUAAAAAUAUUAAUUUGUAUUAAAAAUAGUCAUACAUUCAAAGCUGUACAAAUUGUCAAAUUAUUCUUCAUACACACAUGUCUUAACAUUUUAGUAAAGUAUAAUAUCAAAUAUUAUCAAAAAAAAAAGAUAAUAA
Molecule: messenger RNA, 990 nt
Organism: Aphidius gifuensis
Lineage: Eukaryota; Metazoa; Arthropoda; Insecta; Hymenoptera; Braconidae
Exons: 3
Coding region: 80-775 (231 amino acids)
Source: RefSeq, a predicted model, not a curated record